Messenger RNA from Oreochromis aureus, 954 nucleotides. RefSeq names its product C-type lectin domain family 4 member E-like. The transcript has 7 exons. The record is from RefSeq and is a predicted model, not a curated record. Lineage: Eukaryota; Metazoa; Chordata; Actinopteri; Cichliformes; Cichlidae. The coding region runs from base 10 to 813 and encodes 267 amino acids.
CACAGCAAAAUGCCUGAAGCUGAGGUAGUAUACUCCGAUGUGAAGUUUGCAAGAGGAAAAAAGGGAGCCAGUGAGGGUCCUCAACAAGCUGCAGUGAGCAAAGGGUCAAAGGUCACCUCAGAGAGAGUGGUCCUGGUGGUUCUCAGUGUUCUCCUGGCAGCUGCUCUCGUUGCUCUGUGUUUUACCACAUUUGAUAAAAGUAGAACUAACCAAGAGCUUGAAAAUCUGAAACUUAAAAAAACGAAGUGUGAAAGUAAUCUGACAGAAACUCUCUCUAAGAUAAAACCAUGCAGCACGGUGCAGCCGACCUGUCCAGUACCUACAGUAAUAGAUGAUCCUUGUUAUAAAUGUGAAGGAGGCUGGGAGCUACAUGGAGAAAAGUGCUAUUACUUCUCCAACAAUAAAUCAUCCUGGAACCAGAGCAGAGAUGAGUGUAGAGCUAAAGGAGGAGACCUGGUUAAGAUAGACAGCAGAGAGGAGCAGACAUUCUUGCAGAGAAGACUGAAAGAUGUAAUGACUGAAGCUGAGGACAAGUUCUGGAUCGGACUGACAGACUCAGCAGUAGAGGGCAGAUGGGAGUGGGCGGACAGAUCACCACUGAAUGAAAGUUUGAAGUUUUGGAAUCGCAACGAGCCAGACAAUUGGAAUGGGACAAAUGGGACACAUCCUGGUGGAGAGAACUGUGCAAGGAUGGGAGAGAAAGGUGGAGCUAAAGAUCUGAAGUGUUGGUUUGAUGCAUUUUGCUCAAAGCCUCACAGAAGUAUUUGUGAGAAAGCAGGAGUAAAAGGACAGAUUAAAAAAGUAUGUGACUGAAAUUCACAUAUGAAACACCAGAGUGGAGUGAUGCAAUUUUCAAAAGUAAUAUCACAAACAGGAAAAAGGGAACACAAUGAAAUAAGCAUCAGUAAUAGUUUGUAUCUGAUAUUUUUCCUUAGUGAUGUGAUUAUUAUGUGC